CCUACUUUUUUAUUGUUGUCUUUUUUUUUCCGACUUUUGUUGACGAUUAAACAAUGCAUUCAUUCAGAAAUGAGAGAUGCACACCAUAGUCUAAUCGAAAAAGGAAAUUCGUAUUUUUUGUUUUGUGAAUAGGCCUUAAGAGGUACUUGAAUUACUCUGUUAAAAAAAAAAGUUUUUAGCUUUCAAUUUUAUUUUCAUUGGUGAACGAAUCUCAUUUUCAUCUCAUGAAUUAUAAUAUGCCACGUAAAAAGAUUUUUGUUACUGUUGGAACAACCAAGUUUGAUGAUCUCAUCAAAACUAUAACUACAGACGAAGUACUACAGGAACUGAGUAAAAAAGGAUACAGUGAAAUGAUCAUGCAAAUUGGCAGAAGCCACGUUGAACCAGAUUGCACCAAGAGGUGUGGUUUUCAUCGUAUUGAGGUGUUUAAUCUGAAACCAUCUCUUCAGGAAGAUAUGCAAACCGCAGAUCUCAUUAUUAGCCAUGCAGGUGCUGGAAGUUGCUUGGAAGCUUUAGAGUUAUCAAAACCUCUAAUUGUAGUGACAAACGACCGUUUAAUGGAUAAUCAUCAGUUAGAGCUUGCUGAGCAACUUUACAAAGAUGGUCACUUACUUUACACAAACUGUAAGGGCUUGACCCAACUGAUUCGCUCUAUGAAUUUGUCCGAGCUAAAACCAUUCACUGGUGACAAGAGCAAGACCAUCGCAAAUACUAUCAAUGAAAUAAUGGGAUUUGCAUGAUAUAAAGCUCAGUUUUUUGUAAAGUAAUUUAAUCAGAUGACGUUUUAAGAUGCUAAGUACGUUUUUUUGAUAAUGUUCCCACAAGUACAUCUUCAUAUGCAAAAAUGCACCAGAUAGAUUCAUAGACAACACACUUGAGGUCAAUGGUGAGCUCAUUUCCUCAAACUUGUUUUGCAGUUAAACUAAGCUUAGACCCUAAGGGACCCAAGACCACCACAGCACCCACUAAAAGUUGAAAAAAUGUGUAUAUAAAUCCAGAACGGAUCAUGAGAAAUGUA
Copidosoma floridanum is the source of this 1018-nucleotide messenger RNA. It is a transcript of the gene Alg13, whose product is annotated as Alg13 UDP-N-acetylglucosaminyltransferase subunit. NCBI's taxonomy places the organism in Eukaryota, Metazoa, Arthropoda, Insecta, Hymenoptera, Encyrtidae. Gene Ontology annotation, biological process: dolichol-linked oligosaccharide biosynthetic process. Gene Ontology annotation, molecular function: hexosyltransferase activity. The record is from RefSeq and is a predicted model, not a curated record.